Tetrahymena thermophila SB210 is the source of this 1065-nucleotide messenger RNA. RefSeq lists its product as hypothetical. The record is from RefSeq and is a predicted model, not a curated record. NCBI's taxonomy places the organism in Eukaryota, Ciliophora, Oligohymenophorea, Hymenostomatida, Tetrahymenidae. The transcript is spliced from 5 exons.
AUGGCAUCUCUGCAACAAGCAAACUUCAUGGAAAUAGAAGAAAAUGUCAGCGAAUAAAGCAAAAAUGAACAUGAUAUAAAUUCUCACUUUUGUUUACAAGGAAAAAUUUUUUUAUGCUCUGAAUCACUCUUAGGAAAGAGCAAUUGCUAAUACUGCAUCUUAAACACUUUCACUAAACUCUCCCAUUCAAAGAUUGACAAACAACAAAAUCUCCAUUUAAAUUUCAAAAAAAAUGGCUGCUGUGAUAGUUAAAAUAUGGAUAAUUUGAUAUAGAUACUCUCUAAUGGAUCUUGUCCUGAAAAUACAAAAAUUAUUAACAUGAUUUAGCAAAUUUAAUCUCAAAAGUAAUAUAAAUAUAUUUCUGAAGAAGAAUCAUCAUCUUCUGUUAGUGGAUCUACAAACGCAUCGUUUCCUUAAUAAUGCUCUCUAUCUAACUAAAAAUCUCCUUUUUUAUCAAUUUCAUGGGAUAAUAGCUAAAGAAAUGAUCAAUCUAUUUCGAUUUAGAUAUCUUCUCAGUUUUAAUAAAUUUUAGAUUGGAAUGCAGAGGAAUUGUAGUUGGAAAUGCAUAGCCUGGGAAUGUUAGAAUUCAGCAAUGGAUUCAAUUUAAGAUAACCACUGGUAUGGCUUUUAGAAUAAUUUAGCUAAAACAAUAUAAAUGAGCCUAAUUUCUAAAGUUAAUCUCCUAUGUUCGCAUAAUAGCUUUUAAACAGCAAAAAAUAAGUAGUUAAUGCUCUUGUAUAAUAUGAGAUUGCUAAUACUAAUGAAAGAUUUUAUUUGAAUGUCAUCAUCAAAUAGGUGGAAUCAACUUUAGGAAAAAGGUAUCCUACAAGACAAACAAAAGAAACAAAUAAAAUGAAUGUUUAAUUAUAAACACAGUAAAGCAUAUCAAUGUUUUUUAAUUAGACAAACCUAACAAAAUUAGAAAACUUGAUAGCAUAGUAAAAUAGAGUAUUUUCAAAUGAUGAAAUUAAAUUCAUUGAAAAAUAUUAUUACCCCAAUUUGCAAUAAUCUCACCCUUAAUUAGUUAAACAUAAUUAAAAUGAAUGCUCUUUUAGAUUCAUUUGA